CUGGAUUCUGAAUUCCAUUUCCUCCCUCCCUUGAUGCGACUCUCAGCAAUAACCAACCAGCACAAUGGCAGAAGUGAUCGUCGCCUUCGACAUCUACGGGACCUUGCUGUCCUUUGAAUCAGCCACGCACGAGCUGUCGCAGCACUUGCAGGCGGACGCCGAGCGCGCGCACACCGUGGCCCAGACCUGGCGCCGCUACCAGCUGGAGUAUACCUGGCGACUGAACAGCAUGGGACACUAUCUCCCCUUCAACGAAGUCACCCGAAACGCUCUGCAGCACGCGCUCAACGACACCGGAUCCUUCCUCAGCGAGCCGGAGAUCGACAGCGUCCUCGCGGCCUACGAUCGCCUGCAGCCGUUCCCGGACGUCGAGGACGCGCUGCAGAAGAUCGCAGCCACGCGGAUCAGGCCGGUGGUCUUUUCCAACGGGACCGUGGAGAUGGUGCGCGCCGGUCUGCGCCACGCCGCAUCGCCGGCGCUACAGCAGAUAGAGAUGGAGAUCGUCAGUGUGCAUGCCGUGCAGCAGUACAAGCCCGCCCCGGCGACCUACCGGCACCUGCAGGCGCAGGUGGGCGGCAGCGCGGCGGCGGGGGGAAUAAUCUGGCUCGUCAGCGCGAAUCCAUUCGAUAUCGCCGGCGCGACGAGGGCAGGCCUGAAGACGAUCUGGGUCGAUCGGGACCAGGCGGGUUGGACGGACCGCGCGUUGCCCGGGGUCGAGCCCACGGCGUGUAUCAGCCAGCUAGGGGACUGCGUCGAUAUCAUUCUUUAAGACUACCGAUGACAUGUACAAUACGGCACUACUGUGGGAAAAAAAAAAAAGUCCUUCUCCGUGUCGUCGAGCAAGCCGCAAGCUCAAAAAGAACUUGCGAAAAAGGCUGGAGGGGAUGUCCCGCUGUAGUAAUUUCCAAACGCUCCACGCCAAAGGUAGAGAAGAGUCCGGGGUAAGUCAGCAGAUGUUGCUCUGACCUCCCAUUUCCCCUUCAAGAACCCACGGGAAAAGGAUUCUCGAAGUGAAUAGGGAGGAGUGAUCA
This is a messenger RNA of Aspergillus japonicus CBS 114.51, 1031 nucleotides long. Its product is annotated as haloacid dehalogenase, type II. Lineage: Eukaryota; Fungi; Ascomycota; Eurotiomycetes; Eurotiales; Aspergillaceae. Gene Ontology annotation, molecular function: hydrolase activity, acting on halide bonds, in C-halide compounds. The coding region runs from base 65 to 769 and encodes 234 amino acids. The record is from RefSeq and is a predicted model, not a curated record. The transcript is spliced from 2 exons.